AUGUCGACCACCGAUCCGAACCGGGAACAACCUCCACAAGAACAAGCACCGCAACAACCUGAGUCGCAAACAGAAGAACCCCAAAACCAAACAACAGAAGCGCAAGAUGAACCACCGCAGCAGCAACAACAGCAAGAACAACCCCCGGCCUCGCCUCCCCUCCCGCAAAAACACACCGCGGUCACCCCCGGCGUGCGCGCGGGCUACUUUGAAAAGACGUACAACGGCGCCCUCCAGAAGACGCUGCAGGCCGUCCGCUUCGAGAACUUUGCCGACUGCUUCCCGACCAUCGCCGCCAACGCGCCCAACACGCUGCGCAACGUGCAGAAGCAGAUGGCGGAUUACCUCGAGGACCGAUGUAGUAAAGAUUUCCAAACCAUCCUCGCGGAACGCGACGUCGUCCGAAAGCUGAACGAGUUCGAGAGCCUGGUCAGCGACGCGGACAGGAGGAGGCUGGAGAGCGGCGACGACGCCGAGGAACCGAUCCCUCCUCACCUCCUACCCCCCGAGGUCGUGAUCAAAGCCCACAUGGCCCCGCGCCUGGCCGCGCAGCAGUCCCACAUGAACGCGCGCCUGCAGAACACGCAGGCCUCCAACGAGGUCCUCUUCGCCUCGAUCCAGGCCCAGCGCGCCGAGAUCGCGGUCCUUAUCGCGCAGCUCGAGGGCCACGUCGCCGACGUCGACGGCGCCAACGGCAUGCUCGUGGACGUGGCGCCCGAGCUGGCGGCCGAGGCGAGGGACGCCGAGGCGCUGAUGUCGGGGAUGUAA
Molecule: messenger RNA, 768 nt
Organism: Colletotrichum karsti
Lineage: Eukaryota; Fungi; Ascomycota; Sordariomycetes; Glomerellales; Glomerellaceae
Product: mind kinetochore complex component
Exons: 3
Coding region: 1-768 (255 amino acids)
Biological process (GO): chromosome segregation
Cellular component (GO): MIS12/MIND type complex
Source: RefSeq, a predicted model, not a curated record